AGGAAUGUCAGACAGUAAAGUAGUGGCCACACAACCACCUCAACAACUCCCCUUCCCAAAUCCUCUCUUCCAAUUUCUUUCCAAUUAUUUAAGCCAUAUUUCUCAUAUUAUAUCCUCCGUUUAUAUGUCGUUACUUACAUAUUUUUUGCUAUUUUAAAGUGAAUUAUCUGAUUUUGUCUUCUGAUUUACUGUUAAUACUUAGCCAAAUCAACAAACCCCACCUUCCAUGUGCUAUUUUGUUGUUGCCUUCAUCUGUUAAUAUUUUCCCGUGACUUCGCUGCUUUUGGGCUAUUUUUGCAUCACUUUGCUCAUCUGGGUUUAAUUAAUUUCUGAUUAUAAGCAAGAAAAGUCAGUGAUUUGAAGUGGGUUUUUUAUUUCUGUAUCUGGGUUAUGGAUGUUUGUUGUGAUGUUGAAGUUGAUGUUAAUGGUGAAGGUAUUUUCAUGGUGGAUAAGAAAGUUUUAUCUUCCUUCUCAGGUAGAUUAAGGCAACUAUUUGGUAAAUCUGUAAGUAAUGGGAGUAAUUUAAAAGUGAUAUUUCAUGACUUCCCUGGAGGAGCUGAGAUAUUCGAGUUGGUUGCAAGGUUUUGCUAUAAUAAUGGCAGCAUUGAAAUAAGUCCAACUACAUUGAGCUUUCUCCAUUCUGCAGCAUACUUCAUGGAAAUGAGAAAAUCUGCGUCUGGGACUGAAAAUCUAAUAGAGCAGACUGAAAAAUCACUUGAAGAGAUUAGCUACUGGACUUGGGCAGAUCUUUUGUUGGCUUUAAAGCAAAACCAAGAGUUGGCUGUAGAUAUGAUCAACACAUGUGGUGUGGUUCAGAAAUGCCUUGAUACUCUUGUUGGAAGGUUGGCAUUGACUGCUGAAACCAGCCCGUGUCUAUCUACUUGUUCACCUGAGAGCUUUGGUUUUCGGAUUUCAUGUGAUUCUCGUAGUACUGAGAGCUUCAAGACAAGCUGCUGUCGAUCAAAUUGGUGGUUUGAAGAUCUAUUGGUACUAAAUCAGAAUUUGGUUCAACUGGCCAUUAAAUCUAUGGUUUCUCAGAAGUUUGAUCAUGUGACCAUAAGUAGGUUCCUUUUUCAUUAUCAAAAGUCGAAAUUCAUUUCCGCCCAAAUUGAUGACAAGUGUAGAAUAAUUGAGAUGGUCGUCAACAGUUUAUGUUCCCUUGAUCAUCUGUCUAUUUCUUACAAGAAUCUGAUGGGGAUUUUAAGAAUUUCGCUAAGUCUCAACACAAGUAAGUGCAGCAGAAGUAGAUUAGAAGGUAUAAUUGGUUUGAGAAUGGAUGAAGCAACAUUGGAUAAUAUCCUCAUUCCUUCACCACAAGGGGUAAACUAUUUAUAUGAUGUGAACCUUGUUUUGAGGUUCCUGAAAUCAUUUCUUAGUGGCGGUCGUCUAUCUAAGGUUUCAAAUGAUAGAAUUACAAGAGUAGGCCACUUAUUGGAUUCAUAUUUGGCAGAAGUAGCUCCAGAUCCAUGCUUACGAUCUUCCAAAUUUAUCGCUCUUGCAACUGCAUUACCUGACUCUUCUAGAGACUCUUAUGAUGAAAUGUAUCAUGCCAUGGAUAUGUACUUAGAGGUUCAUACUGAUUUAACUGAAGAAGAAACAUUCAACAUUUGUUCUGCCUUGAACUACGAAAAGCUCUCACCAGAAGCCUGCGUUCACCUCUCAAAAAAUAUUAAGUUUCCAUCGAGUUCUACUGUGCAAGCUCUCCUUUCUCAGCAAACAAAGCUUAAAAGCUUGCUCCUUGAUGCAAAUUACCCAAACUCAGGAUCUUCUUCCCCUUCCACAACAACUGGAGCCAAAAAUCAAAAGGAAGAAUCAAGUCAGCAGCUUGUGCUUUAUGCAGGAAAAUUCCGUGUUAUGACCGAGAACAACAACAUUAAAGCACACUUACAAGGAAUGCAAUGCAGGGUUACAGAAUUGGAGAAAGUUUGUCAGAAAAUGCAAAAUCAGGUGGCCAAAAUGUUGAGAUCAAAAUCACCAAGCCAUAUGAAUCCCAAAUCAUUGCCUAGAUUUUGCUCGUAAUGCCAACGUAAACCAUACAUAUCUUCUACUCAUUUUUUACCACAAUUUCCAGCAUUUUUAUGUACAGCUUAACAGAUUAAUCAUUAGUGUUUAUUUAAAUAUAUAUAUUUUUGCCAUUCUUCUA
Molecule: messenger RNA, 2143 nt
Organism: Spinacia oleracea (spinach)
Lineage: Eukaryota; Viridiplantae; Streptophyta; Magnoliopsida; Caryophyllales; Amaranthaceae
Product: BTB/POZ domain-containing protein At3g22104
Exons: 3
Coding region: 391-2019 (542 amino acids)
Molecular function (GO): protein binding
Source: RefSeq, a predicted model, not a curated record